Molecule: messenger RNA, 1945 nt
Organism: Xenopus laevis (African clawed frog)
Lineage: Eukaryota; Metazoa; Chordata; Amphibia; Anura; Pipidae
Gene: znf821.S
Product: zinc finger protein 821 S homeolog
Exons: 7
Coding region: 307-1503 (398 amino acids)
Biological process (GO): positive regulation of transcription by RNA polymerase II; regulation of transcription by RNA polymerase II
Cellular component (GO): nucleus
Molecular function (GO): DNA-binding transcription activator activity, RNA polymerase II-specific; RNA polymerase II cis-regulatory region sequence-specific DNA binding
Source: RefSeq, a predicted model, not a curated record
CUGUUACACGCGAGCGCGCUUCCAAUGCCCUUAGGUGUACACGCUGCGCGCUCCCGUGCCACUGCCGCCAUCUUGGCGUCUGUCUGUCCGGGGCCGGGACACACCCGGAUGCCGGGGUCGGACCUGGACCACACCGGGAGAAUUGCCACAGUCAUCUGUACCUUGGUCGUGUGCCUUUACUGUUCAGAUCAUGUGCCUUUACUGGCAACAGUUUCAAUCCUCUUCCUUUUCUGAUAAGCAGAAAGUGAAUGUCUUGCUGUAAGGGGCAUCAGCGUGGGUGUCAGCCAGGUCCCAGGAGGACAGAAGAUGUCCCGAAGGAAACAAACAACUCCAAAUAAAGUACAUUGGAAACAAGUGUUUGCUGGUUUGGAGCAGCAGGCCCGUGAAGCUAUGAUGAAAACAGACAUUGUGAAACGGGAAUUCUCUGACUUUGGUCAGCAUGAGAGGAGUAGCAGUGAUAGCGAAGCAGAAGAUACCACUGUUGAUGAAUUGUCCUCCCCUACCUCAGAGGAAGACCACAUGGAGAGAGAAGUAAAAGAGGAACCCGGAGUCAGCAGAACUAGUACAAAAAAUGACCUCUGUGGAGAAAUGUCUUCUGAAGGCACCCAGGACUCUGAUCUAUUUAUUUGCCCAUUAUGUCAGCUGGAUUGUGAAUCCCAAGAGCAGCUGAUCACUCAUGUAUAUCAGCAUACAGCUGCAGUUGUCAGUGCUAAAAGCUAUCUGUGUCCUGUUUGUGGGCGAGCACUCAGCUCUCCGGGGUCAUUGGGACGGCACCUGUUGAUUCAUUCAGAAGAUCAGCUUUCCAACUGUGCUUUAUGUGGAACACAGUUCUCCAGCCAUGCUACCUUCAACAGUGAGAAGUUGCCAGAACUUUUGUCACCGGAUUCUUGGAACCAGAAUAAUCACAAUGGCUCCAGCAGUUGUGAGGGAAAGAACCUAGAGACCAGUGCAGUUUAUCCUGCUGGUAUCUUACUUGUUUGUAACAAUUGCACGGCUUAUAGGAAGCUGAUGGCUGACCAGACACCUGAAGUUCGUAAAUGGGCCACACGCAGACAGAAUGAGCCUACUAAGGCAAGAAUGGUGCGACUGGAGCGAGAGCGAACAGCUAAGAAAAGCAGGCGUGAUAGUGAGACUCCAGAUGAGCGUGAGUUGCGUAGAAUGAGGGACAGAGAAGCCAAAAGGCAGCAACGGAUGCAGGAAACUGAUGAGCAGCGGGCAAAGCGCUUGCAACGGGAUCGUGAGGCCAUGCGUCUGAAACGGGCCAGUGAGACCCCAGAGAAACGCCAGGCAAGAUUAAUUCGAGAACGAGAAGCCAAGAGGUUGAAAAGAAGAUUGGAAAAAAUGGACAUGAUGCUGCGAGCACAGUUUGGGCAGGACCCCGCAGCAAUAGCAGCUUUAGCAGAAAUGAACUUUUUUCAACUUCCUGUAGCAAACUCUGACCUAGAACAGCAAUUUCUAGGGAAGAUGGAGCUUGAAGGUCAGAAUAACUGUACUCUGCCUUGACCCCUACUGAGGCUGCUUGGUUUUGUUUUUUUUUCAUGGCAAGCUGUGUUUGCCUUAAUCUUAAAAACAUGGGUUAAUGGCACAAAUUACAAUGCCUGUCAGAAUGUGAAACUCUUAAGAAACCUUCUAGCCCCAUCUCUGCUGAGAUACCUGGAUAUGAGCAUUUUGUUGUCCUUCUGUAUUUACUAUAUUUAAACAGAAAGUCAUUGUGAUGGAUGUUAUCCAUCUACCAAUGCUGUCUGUGUUGCUCAGGAUUUGGAAUCUCUUGGGAGGGGAAAGCUGUUGGUUAUUUGUGCUUUCCGUUUGUCAUGCCUUUGCUACAGGGUAUGAAUCACCGGGUAUGUACUAUCUUCCUGUAUCUUUUCAAUUCCCAAGAACAAUUCCCUUUCUAAACCAAUGCUGUGUGUGUUAAACAGGGUAUAAAAUACAGACUUCUCAUUAA